ACCGAGAGAAAGUGGCGGUCAGGGAUGGAGCUGCUGCCAUGACAACCCCGGCGGUCGGGGCCCGCGCGCGUCGGGGCUGCUCCCGGGAGGAAGGCGGCGCGGAGGCCGGGGGCGGCCGCUGAGCUUGGCGUCCGCGGCUCCGGUCUGCGCUUCGCCUUCUACAGCGAGCCAGAGAACAGGCGAGGAACUGCCACGGUCCGCCCUGCCGGGCCGCUCCAACCUCGCUGCUGCGCUGCAGAGACUGCCCAGGCUGCGGCGCGCAUCUGGGUUCUGAGGAAGUUGACCGAGGCUCUGCGGCAGGAUUCCGGAGUCCGGAUUGCACGAAGCCGGCUUAGCUGAAGCCUCCUCGCACCAUCCGUGCCGCCUCUUGCGUGCUCUACUUUCCAUCUGCUAUUGUUCCAGAUUGUUACUGGCGGCGAGCCUUGCUCGGAAACUUAAGAAAGUGCUGAAUUUUCCCUUGUUCGACUGAGGAAUCGCAGACCACAUCUGGAUAGCUGGAUGCAACCCAGCCACAGCCCUGUUGGAUACCAAAGUGCUUACUCCUGUCCAAAGUGCCAUGCCUGAACUGCUAUAGGAAAGAGGCAGCUCCUGAGUCCGGCACCUGAGCGCCUGCUUGCCUGCCUUGCGCUGGUCCUUCCUGUUCACCUUCCUGGCCACAGGCAACACGGGGAAAGUCCGCCUCGGAUGUGUGCCGUGGAAACUGGUUCUUGAAGGCUGGCAAGCUGAGGCUGGAUCUGAGGGAGGAAUAUUAGACUUAGAGGAGUCUGCGCGCUUUCCUCCUCCCAGUGCAUCGCGCGGUCGCCGCUAGUUCAUCGCUGGGUCCCCGCGCUCACUCCCUACCCCACCCACUUCCUGUGCUCGCCCGGGGGGCGUGUGCGUGCUGCUGCCGGAGUUCUGGGAAGUUGUGGCUGUCGAGAAUGGGGGUCUGUGGGUACCUGUUCCUGCCCUGGAAGUGCCUCGUGGUCGUGUCUCUCAGGCUGCUGUUCCUUGUACCCACAGGAGUGCCGGUGCGCAGCGGAGAUGCCACCUUUCCCAAAGCUAUGGACAACGUGACGGUCAGGCAGGGGGAGAGCGCCACCCUCAGGUGUACAAUUGACAACCGAGUCACCCGGGUGGCUUGGCUAAACCGCAGUACCAUCCUCUAUGCUGGAAAUGACAAGUGGUGCCUAGAUCCUCGUGUGGUCCUCCUGAGUAACACCCAGACCCAGUACAGCAUUGAGAUCCAGAAUGUGGAUGUGUAUGACGAGGGCCCUUAUACCUGUUCGGUACAGACAGACAACCACCCUAAGACCUCCAGGGUCCACCUCAUUGUACAAGUAUCUCCCAAAAUUGUAGAGAUUUCUUCAGAUAUCUCCAUCAAUGAAGGGAACAACAUCAGCCUCACUUGCAUAGCCACAGGUAGACCGGAGCCUACAGUAACCUGGAGACAUAUUUCUCCCAAAGCUGUCGGCUUUGUGAGUGAAGAUGAGUACCUGGAAAUUCAGGGCAUCACUCGGGAGCAGUCAGGGGACUACGAAUGCAGUGCUUCCAAUGAUGUGGCGGCACCAGUGGUACGGAGAGUGAAGGUCACCGUGAACUACCCACCAUACAUCUCAGAAGCUAAGGGCACAGGUGUCCCCGUGGGGCAGAAGGGGACACUGCAAUGUGAAGCCUCAGCAGUCCCUUCAGCAGAAUUCCAAUGGUUCAAGGAUGACAAGAGACUGGUUGAAGGAAAGAAGGGAGUCAAAGUGGAAAACAGACCUUUCCUCUCAAAGCUUAUCUUUUUCAACGUCUCUGAACAUGACUACGGGAACUACACGUGUGUGGCCUCCAACAAGUUGGGCCAUACCAAUGCCAGCAUCAUGUUAUUUGAAGUGAAAACUACCGCCCUGACCCCUUGGAAAGGCCCGGGUGCUGUCAGUGAGGUGAACAAUGGGACAUCAAGGAGGGCAGGCUGCAUUUGGCUCCUCCCUCUUCUGGUCUUACACCUGCUCCUCAAAUUUUGAUGUGAGUGCCCCUUCCCUGCUGGGGAGAGCUGCCGCCACUGCAUCUCAAUACUACGACAGCGACAAGUCAGAAUCCAAUGACAUUCAGAGAAUCACGGCCAAGGGGACAGAAAUUCGAGGGAGGGGAACAAAGAAUACUGUGGGAGAGGAAAAAAAAUUAAAAAAGGAAAUUUGAAAAUUGCCUUGCAGAUAUUUAGGUACCACUGAGUUUUCUUUCUUUUCCCAAAUGGGAAGAAGGCACACCUGGCUUGGACCCACCCACAAGCUGCACUGUGUGACCUCUCUGUUGCCAGGGUGGGCAAGGGCUCAGCCACUCUGCCCACUAAAGUGCCCCACCAUGGAACCUUCUGGAGUCGGCCAUCCCCAAAUUCCAUCGGUCCGUAGAGACAAGCACAGAGUGAGAAACAGGGGCCUGGAUGUGCCGCAGAGGGCCCUUUGGUGGGCUGCGCCAUGGUGGCAUGUAUCAUGAAGUGUGAAAUCUGAAGAAAAAAACAAAAAGACAAUGACAAAAAAAAAAAAAGAAAGAAAAGGAAACAAGACAGCCUGACAGCACCAUAAUCCCACAAGCGACAGUCACAAAAUAUAUCGUUAAACUUUUGGUUUUUUUUUUUUUCAUUUUACCACAUGGACAUCACGGAUAAUAAGGGAUUCUGAUUCAUUAUUAAUUUUAUUAAUUAUAUUUUCUGAUAUGAGUCUAGAGCUUAGUGCGUAAGCAAGAGACAAAACUAAAAAUACACAGGAGAGGGGUGAAGAGAAGCGUGUUUAUUAAGCAUUAAAAGCAAAUAGUGUACUUUUUACUAGGUUUACAACUGGUGGACCCCACACCAGGUACUAACCACCUGGUGAGGAUUUGGCAAAUCCACCAGAAACACAUCUGACUUAACAAACACCUCCACCAGCGCUACGGACUCCUCCUCAUUCUGACAUUUCAUGCAGACAGUACUAUGCUGUCUACACACUGCUUAGAAACGGAAGGUUGAUCUGCACUCUAUCUUGGUUUGUUGGCUAUGCUUCUUUUGACGACAUAUAUUAUACAGUAUAUAUAAAUAUAUAUACAUAUAUUUUUUUUGUUAGAGUUCUAGCCAUUUUGUUUCUCAGCAGGGUCCUUUCUCAGACAUUACUGCAUGCUGUAUAUGGCGUUAGCUGUGUGUUGACCUUCUAAAAGAUGAUAGAGUUUACUGGUAAUUGUGUAAUCAGCUCCCUUCCUUCUUUUUUUCUUGGGUUAUUUACAUGUCAGAGACAUUUCUAAAGAGCGGAAAGGACAACAGAAACAAUCACUAAUAUCAGGCGCAGCGUCUUUCCAGGUGUGGCUCUCUGAGGCGGAGGCCGCCAGCUUGGCUUCUCCAUCACACCUUGGGGCAUUAACGGACGGCAAGCAACCGGACCAACUAAACCAACCGUCAGCAAUCACUUGCUUUAGCCCAUUGCGGGAAUCCCUGAUGCCUUUGUGACUACUGGAGAACUUAAUCCUCUUGGUUUAUUUUAUUUAAUUUUCCACCUUCGUGUGAGUGUGUAUGAAAGAGAAGAAAAACGCAGUUUUUAGGUAACCAUUUUUUUCCUUCCCCGAAGUCUGGGGACCGGAGAGGCCUCGGGGAGGGGUCCUGGAUGUGAUGAGGGAAAGUGGGAUUGGGGGAGAGGGGAGGGAUGGGUUGUCUCUGACUUGACAUUAAAAAGUGUUCCAUGUCCCUCUUCA
Peromyscus californicus insignis is the source of this 3678-nucleotide messenger RNA. It is a transcript of the gene Ntm, whose product is annotated as neurotrimin. The record is from RefSeq and is a predicted model, not a curated record. Gene Ontology annotation, cellular component: neuron projection. The transcript has 8 exons. Bases 918 to 1985 code for a protein of 355 amino acids. NCBI's taxonomy places the organism in Eukaryota, Metazoa, Chordata, Mammalia, Rodentia, Cricetidae.